AUGUCGUUAAUCUCUGAUCUUGUCAACCUUAACAUCUCAGGCUCCACCGAGAAGGUGAUUGCCGAGUACAUAUGGGUGGGUGGAUCUGGCAUGGACAUGAGGAGCAAAGCUAGGACUCUCUCUGGACCGGUUAAAGACCCUUCGAAUCUUCCCAAGUGGAACUAUGAUGGUUCCAGCACUGGUCAAGCUCCUGGACAAGACAGUGAAGUUAUCUUAUACCCACAAGCAAUUUUCAGGGAUCCAUUCAGAGGGGGUAACAAUAUCCUGGUUAUGUGUGAUGCUUACACUCCUGCUGGGGAACCCAUCCCUACCAACAAGAGACAUAAGGCUGCAAAGAUAUUUAGCAAUCCUGAUGUUGUUGCUGAAGAACCCUGGUAUGGCAUUGAGCAGGAAUAUACCUUGUUGCAGAAAGAUGUUCAGUGGCCAAUUGGAUGGCCUAUUGGUGGUUUUCCUGGUCCCCAGGGACCAUACUAUUGUGGUAUUGGUGCUAACAAGGCUUUCGGACGUGACAUCGUUGAUGCACAUUACAAAGCAUGUCUUUACGCGGGCAUUAACAUCAGUGGAAUUAAUGGAGAAGUGAUGCCUGGUCAAUGGGAAUUCCAAGUUGGCCCAUCAGUUGGCAUCUCUGCUGCUGACGAGUUAUGGGUUGCCCGUUACAUUUUGGAGAGGAUCACUGAGAUUGCAGGAGUGGUGCUUUCCUUUGACCCUAAACCAAUUCAGGGUGAUUGGAAUGGUGCUGGUGCUCACACGAAUUACAGUACCAAGUCCAUGAGAAACGAUGGUGGCUAUGAAGUCAUAAAAAAAGCAAUCACUAAAUUGGAAAAGAGGCACAAGGAGCACAUUGCUGCUUAUGGAGAUGGCAAUGAACGUCGUUUGACAGGAAAACACGAGACAGCGGACAUGAACACAUUCAUAUGGGGUGUUGCAAACCGUGGUGCUUCUAUUAGAGUAGGGAGGGACACAGAGAAGGCAGGGAAGGGAUACUUUGAGGAUAGAAGGCCUGCAUCUAACAUGGACCCUUAUGUUGUCACUUCCAUGAUUGCUGAGACAACCAUUCUUUGGAAACCAUAA
Messenger RNA from Sphenostylis stenocarpa, 1071 nucleotides. NCBI's taxonomy places the organism in Eukaryota, Viridiplantae, Streptophyta, Magnoliopsida, Fabales, Fabaceae. The record is from the annotation of a GenBank genome assembly.